AUGAAUCUUCUUCAAUUUCAAACUUGGUUUGAGGAGAUAAAAAGGGAACUUACUCUCAUGCACGCCUUCCUUACUGACACGGACAAGCUCAAAGGGAAGUUGGAAACACUUAAGGCAACCUUAGAUAAACUGAGGGAACUAAUUCAUGAAGUUGAUAACCUAGUGAUAGAUUGUCAAAUUCGAGCAGAUUAUCGGAAGAACUAA
Messenger RNA from Ilex paraguariensis (yerba mate), 204 nucleotides. Lineage: Eukaryota; Viridiplantae; Streptophyta; Magnoliopsida; Aquifoliales; Aquifoliaceae. The record is from the annotation of a GenBank genome assembly.